Andrographis paniculata is the source of this 1246-nucleotide messenger RNA. Its product is annotated as nuclear ribonuclease Z. Lineage: Eukaryota; Viridiplantae; Streptophyta; Magnoliopsida; Lamiales; Acanthaceae. The record is from RefSeq and is a predicted model, not a curated record. The coding region runs from base 1 to 894 and encodes 297 amino acids. The transcript is spliced from 8 exons.
AUGGCCAUGGAUUUGAAAUCGGAACCGAAGUCGCAGAAGAAGAAGAAGAAGAGAGCUGGACACGACGAGCUGUGGAUGGAAGGCUAUUCCGUCGAUGGCUUGUCGAUUGCAGGACACGAGACCUGCGUCAUUUUGCCCAAUCUUAAUUUGGCAUUCGACAUUGGAAAGUGUCCCCAACGCGCUGUUUCCCAGCGGUUCCUCUUCAUCUCCCAUGGCCACAUGGAUCACAUCGGAGGAUUACCUAUGUAUGUUGCUACAAGAGGACUAUAUAGAAUGGCUCCUCCUACCAUUAUUGUGCCAAAAAGCAUUAAGGAGAAUGUGGAGAUGAUAUUCGAAGCACAUAGAGCAAUGGAUCAAUCAGAGCUCGAGCAUACUCUUGUUGGCCUAGAUGUGGGUGAAGAGUUUUAUAUAAGAAGAGAUCUUAAAGUUAGAGCAUUUAAAACUUAUCAUGUCAUUCCAAGUCAGGGAUACAUAGUUUAUUCUUUGAGAGAGAAACUUAAGCAGGAGUAUAUUGGGCUGCCGGGAGCUGAGAUAAAAGGCCUGAAGUUAUCAGGUGUGCAGAUUACAGACACCAUCACAGCACCCGAAAUUGCAUUUACAGGAGACACCAUGUCCGACUUUAUUGUAGAUCCAGAGAAUGUUGAUGUUUUAAAAGCAAAAAUUCUGAUUAUGGAGAGUACCUAUGUUGACGAUUCGUGCACAGUGGAAGAUGCAAGAGAAUACGGGCACACGCAUCUGUCUGAGAUCAUUAGUAAAGCAGAUAAGUUUCAGAACAACGCUAUUCUUCUUAUACACUUCUCGGCUCGCUACCAAUUAAAUGUGAUUGAAAAUGCUAUUUCAGCAUUGCCUCCUCCGUUGGCAGGACGAGUUCGUGCUCUAACUAAUGGGUUUUGAAGUGCUGCAGAGUUCAAAAUACACACUACAUUGAAGUCUAAACAGGGUAAUGACUUUCUGAUCACAUCGAGAACUUGUGUUUUAUUUGGCUAGUGGUUCUCAGGGUCAAUUAGCUGCAUGAAAAUCUACAAGGUUGUGCUAGCAACCCUCACUGCACGAAUGUUAUCAAUGCGAAUAUAUAUAUGCCGUGAGGCGAAGAAUUUGGUCGUGUAGGAUACUAAUUUAAAACUCUGUACAAAGGAUCUCCAUUUUAAAUUUAGUUAUUUGUGUACAGUCCAGUGUUUGUGUUGGGUAGAUUGUAGUUUUCUUAUUUCACAUGUGGAAAUCAAGUUCAGUUAUAAAUUCAUUGAUU